AUGCACAGCCACUCAACAACCAGCCAGAAAAACAAUGAAUAUUAUUUUUGCAACACGCUCUCAAAUGAAAAUCUUCUGAGCACUAAAUUCUGGCAGCCAGAAAAGCAGCUACAACAUCUACAAAAUUCAAAGCAGCCACACAAGCAGCAAAGUAAAUUAUUUGUUCAUGCUGCUUCUAAUGUGUUAGGUUGCAACGACGAUGUUGAUGAAAUUCAUUCAACGUUUUCAAAAAUUUUUCACCGCGACCAAACUGUCGACAACAACAUCAACGUCAGCAACAACAACAUCAUCAACAGCAGCAUCUGUAACAACAACAUUAGCAGCAUCAACAACAACAGCAGAUCACAUGUAUUCAACAACUGCAACGUUAACCAGUUUAACAAUUCCAACCAUGUCUGCAAUAACAACGACUUCAAAAUCUCCAACGAAAAUGAAACUCCAGUAAAAAAGCAAAAUGAUAUUCUGCCUAGUGACCUCUACGUUACUUUGAAAUUAAACGACAGAAACAGGCAACACACGCCUGCAGUGCCAUUAAAGCUAAUAAAGCCGAGUCAUUCAAAUUCUAAUUUCAAUUCACUUCAGCCUUUGUUGACAAACAUAACGCAACAACAAUGCCAAACUGACGGCCCGUCGCAACAUUUUAAAAACUCUGAAAGGACGUCACGCGACAACAGGAAGCGGUGCACGACGACAACACUGCUGCUCAACACGAACUUGUACGCGUGCAACACCAUCCAGCAUCCCAUCCGCAAAAAAACGCGCCAAAACAAAAAUGUUGCCUUUCAAGACAACACAUUUCAACAAAAAUACAACUCGUCUGCCGGUAAUAUCAUGUGUUGCCAAAGUGAAAACAACAUUCCUGCUAAUGUUUCCUUUUAUGACGAUCAAAUGACGUCAUCGACUCUGAAAAUCCACGCACCGGCUGACGAUUGUUACGCAAAAGACUUGAAUUCGAUUGAUGAUUCAUUAAACUGCAACAUCAGCAACAACCGCAACAUCAGCAACAAUUUCAACAACAACUGCAACAAUUAUAAAAAUGUUGAAACGAAAACCAUCAUGAACAACAUUGGAAAUGUUCACCAGCCUGACAUGGGUGCAUUCAAAAAUAACAUCGCGGAGACAGGCAUGGCAUAUUACAACGACCAUACAACAACAUCGUCAGUUGCAAAUGUGGAUUUUUGCACAAAAACAAUAACAGAUACACUCACACAGCCUGACUCAAACAGUCUCAGCAACAGUUGCACAACCAACACGAACAACAUCAAUUUCAUUGAUAGUACUGUUGCCGCUAAUAAUCUUGUUUUAGAUCAUAAGUAUGUUGACAGCCCGAUAAACAUCAACGACACCAGCCACAAAAAAACCAAUAGCAGCAGCGACACUAACCACAACAACGACAACGACGACAAAUCGCACAGUCAUUCAGCUUGCACGUCAUCAACACGCAAACAACAAAAUAGACGAUAUUCAAUCAAAAAAACCAACACCAAACACUUACAAGCACCAACAAAACACAUCCCAACCGAUGAAACUAUUGAACAUUUCUCUCAUUUCGUCGAUUUAAAUUUAACUGAAGUCUCGUAA
Molecule: messenger RNA, 1581 nt
Organism: Helobdella robusta
Lineage: Eukaryota; Metazoa; Annelida; Clitellata; Rhynchobdellida; Glossiphoniidae
Exons: 2
Coding region: 1-1581 (526 amino acids)
Source: RefSeq, a predicted model, not a curated record